AGGAGACAGACUCCGUUACGCACCGACACGAGCGCGCUUAGAUCCACGCACGCGUUGCACACGCGGCCACCGGAUCGCGACAAGGCGCGUUUUCGAGUCUUCGACCCAGCACUGCUACUAGACGUGUCCAGCCAUAUAGCUGAUUUCUCUCAAGGACGAUAACAGGUUUGUGGUCAGCGAUGGAAGUGGUAACCUCUACUACCGAAAACGAUUCGCCGCGAGACCUGGACGACGCCUUGGAGAAUCUCUACGAGGCCCUUGGACGGCUUUCAAGCUUGGUAGGAAAUGUGUUGGACGCUUGUCCUGCGAGGACUAGCCAGGAUAUUCUAUCUCGGAUUCGUCUCCCUGGACCAAGAGGCGUUGAGCUCCGAUGUCCCCCAGGCUGCAUCCAGGUACCGUUGCGCACGGAUUUGCACGGUCUCUUCACCAUCACCGCAGUAUGUCACUAUUGGCGCGAUAUCUGCGUUUCGACGCCCAUGCUUUGGAGUCAACUUGCCAAUGGCGCUCCCGGGCUCCAGAAGCUGGUUCUCAAACAUCAUCCCACUGUGCCUCUCACAAUGUCUCUCACAUGCGAUGUCCUUCGCAACAUGCAGAUGCUUUCAGACAUACCAAAUCCGCGGUGCAAAGUACUGCAUUGGGUCUCUUGCAGGCAUCACACCAUUGCUCAAAGCAGACAACUCCCUAUCUCCGGUGCAGAUCUUGAGACUCUCAUACUAGGAGGGAACCCGACGUGCGCAUGUCAUACCCAACCCCUGCCUUUGAGGUCGUCUCAGGACACUACCUUGUUUGAUGACGAUACUCCCCGUCUACGCAGUGUGUCGUUGGUCGGCCUAACCUGGGUGCCGAUGAACCGUUUUUCGACCCUCACCCAACUCCUGAUAGGCCGUUGUGUCUGGCGCCACCCCGUCGCUUCUAUACUCGACCUGCUUCGGGACACCCCUCAUUUGGUGGACCUCGUACUCUCGAACAUGUUCCAAAGACCACGAGACGAACCUAACAUCCCUGAGGUGGCAGGAAAGGUCCGUUUGCGUAGUCUCCGACGGCUCGCGCUGCGCAACAUCGGAGACCGGAGUAUCGCUUUGAUACUUUCCAAGUUGGACAUGGCAUCGCAGUCCGUCACUGUCAUCGGCCAUUGGAUCCCCCGCCACUCCUUUGGUAAUAUGGGGCGGGAAUUACCUGAAGGCCUCUCUAGGCUUACGUGUAUGCGACCCAUUGGCAUGCAUCUCAGAAUCUUGCCAACCUCCCGAGAGGACCAGAUCCACGGUCAAGGCCAUCUCACUCUGUCUAUUGCCGCCGUCAACGAGCACGCCGGCGUACUUCUCAAGGACAAAGUCGUCCGCCCGAAUCGUCUAAGAUACGACUUCCCUGCCAGUGUUUUCCAACUCUCGCAUCUGCACGAUUUAUGGUGCCUGGAUACGCGGCACUGUCCCAGGAAGGAUCCAUGGCCCUCACGACUGUGGUCUUCCUUAUUGCCGGAGUUGACAGCCAUGGAGAACCUCACGAUUUUUGAUUCCAGUCUUCCUCACAUCGUCCAAUCGCUCAAUACCCCUGAGUCCAUGCUCAUGCGAGGGUGGUCGUUAUGCCCUCGCUUGACGAGAAUCACCGUCCUCGUGUCGCGCAGGUACCUGCCAAUCAACGAGGUGAUGUCGAAGCUCGCCAUGAUACGAGAGCGGAUACGGUUCUCGCACAUCACCAUUGGAUAUCUCCCGGAUUACACGGGAACAAGGCUAUCUCGAAGCGAUCGAGACCGCCUUGACGAAUCUUAUGAGUGCCUCGAUCUCGACGGGGUCCCUCCUGUGUCGCCUCCAUGGCCCGACCAGUCCCAACUCCCAGAUAUGCCCGCCGCAUAUUGGCCAUCGUUCGAGCGGUGGUCCAGUUGCAUGGCACCCGACGACUCCUACUGAUUUGGCCCAAUCAGGACGUACAUAGGCGAGAGCCGUCAGUCGCAGUUUGCUGUAAUCGGACACUCUGGCUCAACAUCAGCGUGCGCAGUAUAGUGCUCUCACAACCUAUGCGUUCACAAUUCUAUCAUUGGUGGGUAUGGUGGGUAUCCGUUGAUACAAGACAA
Messenger RNA from Fomitopsis serialis, 2068 nucleotides. RefSeq lists its product as uncharacterized. The transcript has 4 exons. Bases 180 to 1904 code for a protein of 574 amino acids. Lineage: Eukaryota; Fungi; Basidiomycota; Agaricomycetes; Polyporales; Fomitopsidaceae. The record is from RefSeq and is a predicted model, not a curated record.